AUGGAUGCCGAAGAAUUUCGUCAACGAGGAAAAGAAAUGGUCGAUUUUAUUGCUGAUUAUCUAACAGAUAUUCGAUCACGACGUGUCUUACCAAAUGUCAAACCAGGCUAUAUGCGGUCCAUGGUCGAUGAAGAAGCACCACGAUAUGGUGAGCAAUGGGACGAUAUUUUCAAGGAUGUCGAACGUGUCAUCAUGCCCGGUAUUACUCAUUGGCAAUCACCGUAUAUGCAUGCUUAUUUUCCAGCAUUGAAUUCCUAUCCAUCGAUGCUUGGCGAUAUGUUAGCCAACGGCUUAAAUCAAUUAGGAUUUACAUGGGCGUCGAGUCCAGCAUGUACGGAGUUGGAAACUAUAGUCAUGGAUUGGUUGGCGAAAAUGAUUGGUUUACCAAAUGAUUUUCUUCAUUCGCAAGAGAAUACGACUGGCGGAGGUGUGAUUCAAACUACGGCUUCAGAAGCUACACUUGUAGCGUUACUUGCUGCUCGAAAAGAAGUCAUUCAUCGAGUGCAAGCACAAUUUCCGUACUUGAGUCCAGCGGAAAUUAACGGUCGCCUAGUGGCUUAUUGUUCAGACCAAGCACAUUCAUCGGUGGAAAAAGCAUGUCUUAUCGGUUUGGUGAAAUUGAAUCUUGUGUCAAGUGAUGAAAGUUUACGUUUACGAGGAAAUGCGUUACGGCAGGCUAUUGCUAAAGACAAAGAAAAUGGUCUUAUACCAUUCUAUCUUUGUGCAACAUUGGGAACCACGGGUGCAUGUGCGUUUGACAAUCUUAUGGAAUUAGGUGCAAUCUGCGAACGAGAACAAAUUUGGAUUCAUGUUGAUGCUGCAUACGCAGGAAGUGCAUUUAUUUGUCCUGAAUUUCGACAUUUUAUGAAUGGAGUGGAAUUCACACAGUCAUUUGCUUUUAAUCCAUCAAAAUGGCUAAUGGUUCAUUUCGAUUGUACUGCCUUGUGGGUCAAAUCAAGUCCAGCACUACAUCGAGCGUUCAAUGUCGAUCCAUUGUAUCUUCAACAUGAGAACGCUGGCGUAGCAAUUGAUUAUAUGCAUUGGCAAGUACCAUUAAGCCGGCGAUUUCGAGCACUGAAACUUUGGUUUGUUAUUCGUUCAUUCGGCAUUGAAGGUCUUCAAAAGCAUAUUAGAAAUGGUGUUGAAAUGGCUAAACUAUUUGAGUCGUUAGUGAAGUCUGACGAUCGAUUUGAAGUUCCCGCUGAACGGCAUCUUGGCCUUGUAACGUUUCGAUUAAAGGGUGGAAAUGAAUUGACUGAACAGUUGUUAAAAGAUCUGAAUAUGGAUGGAAGAAUUCAUUGCGUUCCAGCAUCAAUCAAAGGCAAAUAUAUCAUUCGCUUUACCGUGACAGCAUCAUCAACAAAUACCAGUGAUAUUCGUCGUGAUUGGCAAAUUAUUCAGCAAUUGGUCAAUAAAAUUCCUAGUCCAAUCGAUCAUCUGAUACCAAAAGGACGACCUAAUAAAAUGAAGCAUCUUUCUGAUGAUUUUCGCAUGUCUCUCGUCUUAUCCAACGCUCCGCACAAUCCGUGUUUAAUCAACGGAAGCUUUGCAGCAAUUCUUCCUCUUGACACCAGCCGUAUCUAUGCGAUGACACAUGAAUUAAGUCAACGUGCAUUGAAUCAUUCUCUUUUACCUAUUUCAACGCGACGACGUGCAAAAAAUUUCCUUUCACACCCAACAAUGAACAAACAGAUGAGCAUCGAUCCAUCUAUGAUCAACAAUGAUUACAAGAAGAAAGGUUUAGUGCCGCCAACAUCUUCGUCAUUACCCAUGAGUCGACAAGGCAGUUUAGAUUCUCGUGUUGAAGAGAUUCUGGAAAAUAAUUCAUGA
Molecule: messenger RNA, 1830 nt
Organism: Adineta ricciae
Lineage: Eukaryota; Metazoa; Rotifera; Eurotatoria; Adinetida; Adinetidae
Source: the annotation of a GenBank genome assembly